AAGAAAGAAACAUCCAUUGUUAGGGGAAAAACACAAUCUUUAAGCAACAAAAGCGGCGUUGAUUCUCCGAUUUCACGAGACAAGAACAUCUCAAAGUUUCUCGUUUUAAGGGUUCUUCAUUCUUAGAAGAAACGAGAUACAUUGUGGGGGUUUCGAGUCAUGGGUUUGGAGAAGAAGUCUGCAUUGUUGGAAGAUUUGAUAGAGAAAUGCGGCGGCUGUGCGGUGGUCGACGGCGGUUUCGCGACCCAGCUCGAGAUUCACGGCGCCGCCAUUAACGAUCCCUUGUGGAGUGCGGUUUCUCUCAUCAAAGAUCCUGAACUCAUCAAGCGGGUUCAUAUGGAAUAUUUGGAGGCUGGUGCAGACGUUGUGGUUACUUCAUCUUAUCAGGCUACAAUCCCUGGCUUCCUCUCAAGAGGAUUGUCGAUGGAAGAGAGCGAGUCACUGCUACAAAAGAGCGUGAAACUAGCUGUGGAAGCCCGUGAUAGAUUCUGGGACAAAGUCAGCAAAACCUCAGGACAUAGCUAUAACCGAGCUCUUGUAGCUGCUUCUAUUGGAAGCUAUGGAGCUUAUCUUGCAGAUGGCUCUGAGUACAGUGGAAGCUAUGGAGAGGAUGUAAGCUUGGAUAAACUUAAAGACUUCCACAGGAGGAGAAUCCAAGUCCUAGUUGAAGCUAGUCCUGACCUUCUCGCUUUUGAAACCAUACCGAACAAACUCGAGGCUCAGGCGUGCGUUGAGCUGCUGGAGGAAGAGAAUGUGCAGAUCCCAGCAUGGAUCUGUUUCACAUCUGUAGAUGGUGAGAAUGCUCCUUCAGGGGAAAGCUUUCAGGAAUGCCUUGAAACCCUUAACAAAAGCAACAACAUUUGCGCUGUUGGCAUUAACUGCGCACCUCCUCAGUUCAUGGACAAUCUGAUCCGCAAAUUCUCCAAGUUGACCCAGAAGGCUAUCGUUGUUUACCCAAAUAGUGGAGAGGUGUGGGACGGAAAAGCUAAAAAAUGGCUGCCGUCGCAAUGCUUUGGUGAUGCUGAGUUUGAGAUGUUUGCAACGAAAUGGCGUGACCUUGGAGCUAAACUUAUAGGAGGAUGUUGCAGGACUACACCUUCCACCAUCAAAGCUAUCUCCAGAGAUUUGAAACGAAGAUGAGUUCCUCAGGGAAGAAGAUUUGAAGAUUUCACUUCUUUAAUUCGUUUGAUGAGUCAUCAUUGUUAGGUUAUUCUAUUUAUGGACUGUGUUGUUUGCUUGCCUUUGACGUUUCCUAUGUUAUUUAAAUAUAUGUAUCCGUAAACAAGGCCUUGGACUU
Brassica oleracea var. oleracea is the source of this 1297-nucleotide messenger RNA. Its product is annotated as homocysteine S-methyltransferase 1. NCBI's taxonomy places the organism in Eukaryota, Viridiplantae, Streptophyta, Magnoliopsida, Brassicales, Brassicaceae. The record is from RefSeq and is a predicted model, not a curated record. Gene Ontology annotation, molecular function: S-adenosylmethionine-homocysteine S-methyltransferase activity; zinc ion binding. The coding region runs from base 160 to 1140 and encodes 326 amino acids. The transcript has 6 exons. Gene Ontology annotation, biological process: S-methylmethionine cycle.